Molecule: messenger RNA, 6602 nt
Organism: Agrilus planipennis (emerald ash borer)
Lineage: Eukaryota; Metazoa; Arthropoda; Insecta; Coleoptera; Buprestidae
Product: vacuolar protein sorting-associated protein 13D-like
Exons: 29
Biological process (GO): protein retention in Golgi apparatus; mitochondrion organization; protein targeting to vacuole
Cellular component (GO): extrinsic component of membrane
Source: RefSeq, a predicted model, not a curated record
GUUGAAAGAUCGACAUCUGUUGAUUUUAAUUGCCUUGAUUUAGUAGUUAAUGUAGAAUCAUGGGUAAUUGUUAUAGACUUCUUUAGUGUGACUCCUUCUGAUUACAAACAGGCUCAUAGAAAGGACGAAGAAUCAAAGGCAUUCACUAAAAAUAUUGUAGAAAAAGAAAACGAGGAAACUAACAUUUCGAUACGCUCCCUUAAUGUAGUAUUGGUUAAACCUCAAAGCGAUCUCGCAAAAGUAAAUAUCUCCCACGUCGAAGUUUGCAUUAAAACUGAUGGAAUCCAGAAAGAAGUGAAAGGACAUUUAGGUUCUAUGUCUCUAUUAGAUUUAACACUACAUGGUCAGUUAUAUAAAGAAAGAUUUUUAACAUCUGGAAAACAAGCUUUGCUUUUUAUUUAUACGAGAUUUUCUCCGAACAAAGUCUUAAAUUUUGAUGCACAACUUAAAUUGGAAAUGUCCUCAGUUUCAUAUGUUCACACGAAACGUUUUGUGGCAGAACUACAAGCGUUUUUUAAUCGUUUUACCCACCUACAAGCAGUAAUGCAAAGUAUUAGGACUGCAACUAGUAGACAACAAAAUACGAAUGAAAUUAAAAAAUUAUCCGUAAUUUUGGAAGCGGAAGCUCCGGUUCUCUAUUUGCCAGUUAGUUCAAAAAGUUCUGACCUGUUGAUAGCUGAUUUAGGGCAUUUAAUUGUUACCAACGAUUUUAAAUAUUCUGACAAUGAAGGUGUAAUUAGUGUUGUAAAAAACAAAGAAGCAGGCAAAAAGUGUUUAUUGGAUAUAAUGUUCAUUGAACUUCAAAACGUAGACUUAUUCACCGGAGUUAGGGAGACAAGUUCUAGUAAAACAAAGACCAUAAAUGACACUCACGUGAUUUUAGGAAGUUCUGUUAUAAGACGAAAUGGUGCAUCCCUUUUGAAAAACAAAUGUCACCUAAAAAUACAAGUGGAAAGAAAUCUAUUCAGCGAUAUUUAUCAUACUGUUCCAGAUAUGAGUAUACAAGGGGAAUUAUCGACUUUAGACAUUACAGUGGACGUACAACAAUAUAAACUUAUCAAAGGGUUACUUUUUUACAAUUUGGGAGAGUGUACUGAACACAUUUUACCCUCUGUUUCAAAGUCUAAUUUGGAAGUAAUAAAGCCAAGUGAAAAUGUAUGGACACUUCUCUCCAUAAAAUUCAAUCUGAUGAAUGUAGUACUUGAUUUACAUACAAAUUACAAGUCUGAACCUAUAGCUCGUGUGAAUUUUAUCAAAUCGCAACUCACUGUUGAGUCCUUUAGUAAUUUUAGUCAAGAUGUUGAUUUAGUAUCUCAAGAGAUCGUAGUGAUAGAUACUAGAUCUCAAAACGAAAAUUCCAACAAGCAAAAUGUAUUUACAAACAUUCUGCAAUCCAUCGUCUUCAAUUGCCAAGACGAUCUUGUUCAAUUAGAGGUUCAUAGUAGGAAAAAGCAGGACAAAACGAAAUUCACUAUUCUUUUGAAUAACAUGCGCUUGAUGACAAUCUUUGAUUGGUGGGAGUCUGCAGCGAAAUUUAUUUUUGCAAAUUAUGAAGAGGAGCAGCCAACCUCACCUACUCACGAAUCUUCUAGUUUGAAGAACGAAAAAGGAUCGUUUGAAUUAAAACUCAAUAUUACAGAUUCUGAGAUUGUCAUGGUGCAAGACAUUUCUCAGUGGGACACAAAUGCUGUAAUUUUAAAGAGUACAACAGUGGUAACGUACAAGUCUUAUGAUACCGAAAAACCUCUAUCAAUGAAUUUAAAUAACUGUGAAGCAUAUUCUUGUGUACUGGGGAUGGAAGAAGAAACUGCUCUAUCUAUUAUUGACCCUGUUACAUUAAAUAUGGAAAUAAAUACCAGAAUAUUGGAAGUUCAAUUAAACCAUCUUAAUGUUCACGUAUCUUAUCGAGAUAUGCGUAUGUUUUUGCAAAUAUUAAACUCCUUACCUCAACAAUUUCUAGACAGUAAAAGUACAAAAGAAAACAGAGAAAUUGCAAAGAAAGAUGAAAUAUAUAAAUUGGUUGUCCUUGGGUUUGCCAUUGACGAUUGUAUUAAAGCAUAUGACGUUUGCGAUCAUAAAUUAGAUGAUGCAGCAUUGUGGCUUACCCAAAAUGCCGUACCUCUUCGUCAAAUUGAAAAAUUCGAAAAGAGUAAAAUUUCACCAACAAGCAUCACUGCUGUGGAGGUAAAAGCCAGAUGUAUAGUUUUUGCUGUAAUUGACGACUGUGGUGACUCAGAUGUGCCGCUUUUGGAAAUAUCUUUUUCCAAGUUAUUUUUAAGGCAAUGUUUGGAUUAUUCAGGGAUAAUAGAUCAAGGACAAUCAAAUAAAAAUGGCGCUUUAGAAUGCACAUUGUCUGCUGAUUAUUAUAAUAGAGUACUAUCUGGAUGGGAACCAAUACUUGAGCCAUGGAAGUGUCAUGUCUUAUGGGACAAUGUUAUAUCAUCCAGCCUGAUACAAAAUCGUCUUCAAAUUACGGUUGAAUCAAAAGAGAUAUUAAACUUGAACGUAACAUCUACAUUUACUGAAUUAUAUCAACAAGUCAAAAACAAUUGGAUGCAGGACAUUUAUUUAGAGAACAAUGUUCAAGAAUCCAAAAAUAUUCAUAAUUACAAGAGUCGUUCUCCUUUUGUCCCUUUUGUUCUGAAAAAUGAUACGGGAUGCCCCUUGUACUUCACCACAUUAAUUAAUGAAAUGGAUUCUUCAUUUAAUUUGCAUGAAUCAUUGGAAGUGACAGAAAGGUGGGUUUUGGUGGCACCAGGAGAAAGUAUUCCUUUCACAUUCAGAAGUCGAGAAAAAAAGAGACAUAAAGACUCUCACACCUUAAAAAUGCAUCAGUUAUGUGUUAAAGUGGAAGGUUGGCAUUCUGUUCAUCCAGUAACUGUGGAUAAAGUCGGAAUUUACUUCAGGCAUGCUGCUCCUGAAGUUCAUAGCAGAACAUUAAGGGAACCGCCAAAUAUUAGGAUUGUUUUUGAUGUUGCUUUAAAAGGAUUAGCACAAAAACUGGUAACAGUUAGGUCUUCAUUACUUGUUGUUAAUAAACUCAAAAGAGACAUUGAAAUCAGGUUUGAAAAUACUCCUUACUAUUCAACAGAAGAGUUUUGGAUUGCAAACAAAACAAUGACGAUAAAGAAAAACGAAAUGUUAGCUGCUCCUCUUACACAUGCUCAUUCACUAAUAACAAUGCGUCCUAUAAGCCAAAAAACUAUGUAUUCGUACUGUAGUUCUCACAUUUCAUGGAAACAAGUGAUAACUCCUGGAGAAUGUUGUUACGAACUUCGGUCGUCUUCUACUUCAAAAAAUCAUUUAUUUAGAUAUUGUAUUGAGAUUAAAAGAGAGAAUUAUCCUCCGGAUAGAGCCAGUGCAUUAAUGGGAGUUAAUGGGCAUUAUUUACAGCCCGGCCACACUAUAACUGUCCUACCAAUUUUACUUAUAAGUAAUUUGUUGCCUGUUGACUUGUCAUAUAACAUUUGCAAAGAAAGUGGAAGAAUAGUGCCUGGAGGUGAAGCCUCUUUGACAAAUGUUGAUCCCGAUGAUGCAAUUGAAAUAACUGUGUGUUUGGAAAAUUUUCCCAUCAGCAGUAAACUCCUUGUUCCAUCAAAUUGUGUGACCCCUUUUAACUGUCGUAUUAGACUUGCUGACCAUGCAGGGCGUCGUCUUUUCUUGCAAGCAAACGUUAUUCCAAAUUCAGAAGCAAGAAUUAAUGUUUCAUUUUCGGCUCCUUUCUGGAUUAUAAAUAAGACGGGUUUACCUUUGGUAUUCAAACAAGGUGGUGUCACUUCCGAAACUGCCGGUCAGUUUGAAGAGCAUGAAGUAGCACGAAUGUUAACUCCUUUAUUGUUCAGUUUUGCCGAUUCGGACGCUAGUCCGACUGUAACAGCACGUGUUGGAAACGCCCUAAACUCUAAUGGGACCCCAAUAUGGUGCCAAAACUUUCAUUUACGAAAAGGUACUCAAGUAAGAAGAUUACAUGUGAGUUUAAAAGAUGGUGGUGCCGACGUCGUGUACUUGAUUGGCAUACAAGUUCGUGUUGGACGUGGGAAAUAUAGGUCGACCUCAAUAGUUACAAUAUCUCCUAGAUAUCAGUUGCACAAUAAGAGCUCUUAUCGAUUAACUUUUACCCAAAAAUAUUUCGUAAAUCCUGCAGAUCCUGUAUCCCAGAAUACCUAUUGUAAAACUACUCCAGGAUGUCACAUGUCUUUUCACUGGCCUCGGUUAGAUAAAGAGCAGCUUUUAUGUGUUCUCAUUGAAGAUGUUCCCAGCUGUUGCUUUUCAGGUGGAUUAAAAAUUGAUGAAAAUGAUUCAAUGCAUGUUAAUGUCAGGGAUGCCCAGGGCCGAAUAUAUUUUCUGCGAAUGGAAGUGGUGUUGGAGGGGGCAACGUUUUUCGUUAUAUUCGCAGAUGCAGAUACUAUGCCACCACCAAUAAGAGUAGACAAUUUUUCUGAAGUGCCCUUAACGUUUUGGCAGACAUGCUGUAAAGAUUUGUUGCGCUGUAAUGUUCGCGCUCAUACAAGCAUACCCUACGCCUGGGAUGAACCUACAGGAUCUUCAUUUUUGACCGUUUCGGCUCCUGGAGGUGUUUCCAACAAUUAUGAUAUGAAUAAAAUUGGAAAUGUACCCCAACUCACUUACGAAAACUUUAUUUAUAUCGCCUUUGCGGGGACUUUUAAAGAUGGAGAAGAUGUCCUAAAUGACCCAAUGGAUGUCGAGAACCAACAGUUAGUCCUAGAUGUGGUCAAUAGCAAGCAGGUGAUACUGAAUCGCAAAAUUCCCGGUCAGCGAUCACAAUUGUGGCGUAUGACAGCAUCGGGUCAGUUGCAACAUGAAGGUAGCAGCCCACCAUCCCAUCCGCAGCAACCCAGAUCAGAUAAUGUAUUGGUUUUGGACAUUGAAGGACCAGCUCCACAACCGAAUACAUACAACAGAUUAAUGCUGCGCAAACCCGAUUCUAGACGUCGAUCGACUCAAACGUGGCGGUUCACCGACGAUGGCCGUUUGUGUUGUGCCCAUUAUAAAAUGUGCGUGCAAGCCCAGGAUGGAUUCUUUGGGUUAAGACCUGGGAACGCAGCAAUACUAGGGCUUCCUCAGCCAAUAUGUCAUCGUACAACUGAAACAGGUAUUCCUCUGGAACAAGCUGUUACCCGGCAAAGAUUGAGACCAGGUUCGGGUGUAUUAUCAGUUGAAAUAUCGACCGACGGUCCUACACGUGUCCUUAAUAUUAGGGAUAUGCAUGAAAAAAGCGUUUAUGCUGUACCAGAUGAGCGUGAAUGGAAUAAAAUAGUUAAAAAGCAAAGACCAAAGUUCACACGUUAUAGUAAUCAAGAUGACGAUGAUGCUAAGAAAACAGAGUAUCAGUGUACCCUUAAAUUAGCUGGGGUGGGAAUCAGUGUUGUUACUAGGAAACCAUUUGAAGAGCUUUUAUAUGCCAAGUUUGAAACAAUUGUGGGAGAAACUGUAAUUACAAAAAUUGCUAGAACAUUUUGCAUCAGUGUGAGAGAUAUUCAGGUCGACAAUCAGCUUUUAGACACUACAGUGCCUGUUCUGCUGUAUGUAACACCUCCAAAAACUAAUAGAAAUGAUGAUGAAUACUAUAAGCUUCCAGCAUUAGAUAUUUCAACAGAAAUUCAACCAACCCCUAAUGAAAAUGCUGUCAUUUUCAAACAUCUGAUUGUAAAUUUGAAAAAGCUAACAAUUAAUCUUGAAGAGAAAUUUAUCUUAAAACUUUUAAGUUUUAUUGAAAUAGUAAUUAAAAUUAUUAUUUUUUANGAUUUAGCAUCAGAAACUGCAAGAGCUGUCAGAGAAACUAGCAGAAGCCGGAUCAGCCCUGACCGAUCAAGAUUGCCUCGUUGUGUAUGGGGAACAGGUGGUUUACUUCCCCCCUACAGUAAAAAGCAAAGCAAAGCGCAACAACUUUUGUACACGGUUAGUGAUAGGAAUUUUUCUGAACAUCUGGUGGCGUUUGAACGUUUGAAUUCUGAAGACUUGAAAAUACUUGUUUCGAAUCAAAAAAUAUGGAUAGUGGGCCUCAAUACUGUUCAACUAGAAGUUUAUUUAAGCGAUUUACAACAGUGUCAACCCGUGACUGUCUCAGAAGGUUCUGAUAGUCGCUAUUAUAUAGAAAUAACGAUGAAAGUAUCGAAUGCAAAUAGUACUGCCCUUUAUCAAGAUGCUAUAAAAAGGCCAAUAAUUCGCUGCGACUCGUAUGACUUAGCUCGGUGGGUAUCACAACAAGUCAACUAUGCCAAACGCUUAUAUGAUGAAAGACUGCAUACUCUGACUAGUGACGUUUUGCAAGUCGAAGAAUAAAAGACUGCAGUUUUCAUACUUAAAAGAUCUAUAUAAAUGAACUGUCAUGUUCAAGCUAUCCCAGCUGAUUAAUUUCUUUUUAGAAAAAGAAAUUCUGUCGCCAAAGCUAUUUAUAUUUGUUGUUUUUAUAAUAACAGAAAAGUCCAAAUGUUAGUUCUCAAAUUCAGUAUAAUUGAUUGGUGCCUUAAUUUACGUAGUUAUUUUGUUACGAUUAGUCGUUUUGAUACUUUUCUUAAUGGUAUUAUUAUUAUUAUUAUUAAUUUUGCUGUUAUUAUUUAUUAAAAAUACUUUUAUCAAAG